Messenger RNA from Passer domesticus (house sparrow), 4293 nucleotides. RefSeq names its product ArfGAP with GTPase domain, ankyrin repeat and PH domain 3 (gene AGAP3). NCBI's taxonomy places the organism in Eukaryota, Metazoa, Chordata, Aves, Passeriformes, Passeridae. Bases 16 to 3270 code for a protein of 1084 amino acids. Gene Ontology annotation, molecular function: GTPase activator activity; protein binding; GTPase activity. Gene Ontology annotation, cellular component: nucleus. The transcript has 18 exons. Gene Ontology annotation, biological process: activation of GTPase activity. The record is from RefSeq and is a predicted model, not a curated record.
GCCCCGCCGCUGACCAUGGCCGAAGGCUGGCGCUGGGCCGGGCCGGGCCGGGGCGCCCCGCGGCCGAGCCCCCGCCGCGCCGUCAGCGUCUGCGAGUCGCUGGACUUGCAGGGCGUCCCCGCCGUCCAGGCCGCGCUCGGCGCCGCGCAGCAGCAGCGCCGGCGGCCCAAGAGCUUCUGCGCGGCGGGCAACGGGCUGCCCGGGGCGCUGCUGCCGCCGCCGCCCCCCGCCCGCGCCCGCGGCGGCCUCCUGGAGCUGCUCCGGCUGCGCUCGCCCCGCAGGCACGGCCCCGAGGCCGAGGGCGACGGCCCCGACGAGGCGCAGCGCCCGCGCCCCAGCAGCAUGACCUUCCUGCCCGCCGCCCGGCCGCCGCACCCCUCCGAGAGCCCCGGCUUCCUCCGGGGGGGCUCCCUGUGGGGCAGCCGCCGCUGGAACCUCUUCGGGGGCAGCGGCUGGAGCGGCUCCAGCCCCAGGAAGAACUUCAGCUCCCUGCGGAAAAGCUUCAGUUUCCGCCUGCGCCGGGGCCACGAGCUGCGGCGCUCGGAGUCCGGGGGGCUCCUGCGCCCCGCGCGCCUCCGCACCAAGAGCGAGGGUGAUGCCAGCUCCCUGCACACCUGCCCCAGCAAGCGCGACCUGCUGUACCCGGAGCUGAGCAGGGUCGGGGGCCGGCUGCACACCGACCCCGUGCAGACGGGGGGACUCUGGAAACUCCUCACGAGCCGCUUCCGAAGGCGAGAGCGUGGCAGCACUGGCAGCGUGUGCCCCAAGGAUCCCCACGGCAGCGUUGAGCCUGUCCUCAUGGGUGGGGGUCCUCUGCGGGCGCUGGAUUCGUUUGUGAACAGCCAGGAAUGGACCCUGAGUCGCUCGGUGCCUGAGCUGAAGGUGGGCAUCGUGGGGAACCUGUCCAGUGGCAAGUCGGCCCUGGUGCACCGCUACCUGACCGGCACCUACGUGCAGGAGGAGUCUCCAGAGGGUGGCCGGUUUAAGAAGGAGAUCGUGGUGGAUGGGCAGAGCUACUUGCUGCUGAUUCGAGAUGAAGGGGGCCCCCCUGAACUCCAGUUCGCUGCCUGGGUUGAUGCAGUGGUGUUUGUCUUCAGCCUGGAGGACGAGAUCAGCUUCCAGACCGUCUACAACUACUACCUGCGGCUGUGCAGCUACCGGAACACGGCGGAGGUGCCGAUGGUGCUGGUGGGCACGCAGGAUGCCAUCAGUGCCACCAACCCCCGCGUCAUCGACGACUCCCGCGCUCGGAAGCUCUCCAAUGACCUGAAGCGCUGCACCUACUACGAGACCUGCGCCACCUACGGCCUGAACGUGGAGAGGGUCUUCCAGGACGUGGCUCAGAAGGUGGUGGCUCUCCGCAAGAAGCACCAGCUGUCCAUCGGCCCCUGCAAGUCCCUGCCCAACUCACCCAGCCACUCGUCUGUGUCCGCAGCCUCCAUUCCUUCUGUCCACAUCAACCAGGCCACCAACGGUGGAGGAGCCUUCAGUGACUACUCCUCCUCUGUGCCCUCCACCCCGAGCAUCAGCCAGCGGGAGCUGCGGAUCGAGACCAUCGCUGCCUCCAACACGCCCACCCCCAUCCGCAAGCAGUCCAAGCGGCGCUCCAACAUCUUCACGUCUCGGAAGGGCGCGGACCCGGAGCGCGACAAGAAGGUGCCGGAGUGUAAAGCGGACAGUAUUGGCAGCGGGCGGGCCAUCCCCAUGAAGCAGGGCAUUCUCCUCAAACGCAGUGGCAAGUCCCUCAAUAAGGAGUGGAAGAAGAAGUACGUGACACUGUGUGAUAAUGGGGUCCUCACCUACCACCCCAGCCUGCACGACUACAUGCAGAACGUGCACGGCAAGGAGAUCGACCUGCUGCGAACCACGGUGAAGGUCCCGGGCAAGCGGCUGCCCCGGGCCACGGCGGCAGCGCCCAGCGCCAGCCCCAAGGCCAACGGGCUGGCCAAGGACAGGAGCAGCUCGCAGCUGGCAGGAGGCACAGGUGCUCCCCACUCGACCAGCAGCACCUCGCUGCACUCCGAGCGCUCCAUCAGUGGCAUCAACCUCGUGGGCUUCAGCUCCAAGCCGGACGGGAUGCACCAGCGCUCCUACUCCGUCUCCAGUGCAGACCAGUGGAACGAGGCUGUGGCCAUCCCCGGCAGCUGCCCCAACCCCUCUAACGGUACUGCCGACUCCCUCAGCUCCAGCCCAAACAUUUCCAGUGCUGCCAGCCCAAAGCUGGAGCCGCCUCCGUCACCACAUGCCAACAGGAAAAAGCAUCGCAGGAAAAAGAGCACGGGGACAACUCGGCUUGAUGGCCCCAGCACGGCAGCUGAAGAGCCAGAUGAGCCAUUUGAGUUCAUUAUCGUGUCACUGACGGGCCAGACAUGGCUCUUCGAAGCCUCAACAUCAGAGGAGCGGGAGCUCUGGGUGCAGGCCAUUGAGAGCCAGAUCCUGGCCAGCCUGCAGGGCUGUGAGAGCAGCAAAAACAAGGCUCGGCUGGGCAGCCAGGGCGACGCGCAGGCCAUGCAGGCCGUCCGCACCGCGCGCGGGAACAGCUUCUGCGUGGACUGCAACGCACCCAAUCCGGACUGGGCCAGUCUCAACCUGGGCGCUCUCAUGUGCAUCGAGUGCUCCGGGAUCCAUCGCAACCUGGGCACCCACCUGUCCCGCGUGCGCUCCCUGGACCUGGACGACUGGCCGAGCGAGCUCCUCAUGGUCAUGACGGCCAUCGGCAACGCACUUGCAAACGCUGUCUGGGAGGGAAUGGUGGAGGGGUACCCCAAGCCCACGCCCGAGAGCAGUCGGGAGGAGAAGGAGCGCUGGAUCCGGGCUAAGUACGAGCAGAAGCUCUUUCUGGCCCCACUGCCCCAGUCGGACAUCCCGCUGGGGCAGCAGCUGCUGCGGGCCGUGGUGGAGGAUGACCUGCGGCUCGUGGUGACGCUGCUGGCCCAUGGCACCAAGGAGGAGGUGAACGAGACCUACGGAGACGGAGACGGGCGCACGGCGCUGCACCUCUCGUGCGCAAUGGCCAACGUAGUCUUCACACAGCUGCUCAUCUGGUACGGCGUGGACGUGAAGAGCCGGGACGCGCGGGGCCUGACCCCGCUGGCCUACGCGCGGCGGGCCGGCAGCCAGGAGUGCAUCGACAUCCUGCUGCAGCACGGCUGCCCCAGCGACAGCGCCGGCACGCUGACCCCCAGCCUGCCCCGCCGCAACGCCAACGCCAACAACAACGCCUGCGCCGCCGCGGCCCUGGAGCUCAGCGCCGGCCCCGGCACGGCCUAGCCCGGCACGGCCUAGCCCGGCACGGCUCGCCGCACAGCUGCCUCCAGCCCUGCCGCGGGGCUCCGAGAGCCGCACAGACGGGCCCGCGCUGCCUGCCCCGGCCAGCAGCAGGCUGCAGCCAGCUGGGAGCCGGCAUCCCGCUCCUCCGCGCUGGUUCCAGCCGCCCUGGCCGUGCAGCUGUGCGGACCCAGUGUGGCAGCUUGUGGAGGGCUCUGCAUUAUCGCUGGGGCGGCUCCAGUGCGCCCCGCUCUCGGUACGUGGAUGGGGAGGCAGUUCCUGCUGCUCCCCCCACAUCUGUAGAUAAAGCAGGGGCUGGGGGCAGCUCAGGCGUGUGGCCUCCCCUGCACAGCAGCGCCAGGGACGCUGAUGGCUGCGCCUGCUCCCUCAGGGAGGUCAGUGUGGUCGCUUCCCUCCUGCUGUCCCUCCAUGCAGUGGUGCAGGGGUGAGGUGGCAGCAGGAGGUGCGUGUUUCUCCAUUGCUCCCCGUGCUCCUCUGCUUCUGGCCAGUGCAGGAGGGCUGCACGCACCGACACUGCUCCCCACGUGCUGAUGCAAGGGUGGCACCUCCCCAGCACUGCCCCCGGACAAAGGCCUCCCCAGCCUCCCUGGUGACCUAGACGGGGAAGAGGAUGGUCACCUCGGAAUCCCCAGCUCUGUCUGUCUGUCUGUCUGUAGAGUCACUGUCCUUCCAGGUUAAAGCUCCAAGCUCCAAGCCAUACACAGUGUCUCCCUCAGAGCCUCCCGCUGGCUCCCGCUGCUGCCCAGGUGGGGCUGGUCUCCAGCUGAGCAAGAGGAGAGGAGAGGAGCAUCUCUCUCUGCAUUGGGGUCAGGCCUCUAGCUGAAUGCUGGAACCUCAAGGCUUUGGACACUGCUAUGGAAUGUCUCUGUCACUUGUGUAUAAAAUGUACAUUGGAAAUAUUUAUAUGGACACUCUGUAUAUACGGUUUCUUUUCCAUAAGUUGCCCUGUGUGUGUUAUCUGCAGCCAAGGAGAUAAAGGCCAAUAAAGCAACCCACCUCCUGCCA